CUUCACAGAAACUUACCUUAGAGCAUGGACACCAGUAAGAAGACAGAACCCCCUUUAUCUGUAGAAAUGGUGCAACAAAGGGCCAAUCCUGAUCGCAGUCCUUCGGCAUCAAUUUAUGUUCCAGAACAAGGUGGCUACAAAGAGAAAUUUGUAAAUGCUGUGGAAGAUAAGUAUAAAUGUGAAAAAUGUCACCUCAUCUUAUGCAACCCUAAACAGACAGAAUGUGGACACAGAUUCUGUGAGACCUGCAUGAAUGCCUUGCUAAGUUCCUCUAGUCCAAAAUGUACAGCGUGUCAAGAAAGCAUAGUAAAAGAUAAGGUAUUUAAAGAUAAUUGUUGCAGGAGAGAGCUGCUUGCCCUUCAGAUAUAUUGCAGAAAUGAAAACAAGGGCUGUAAAGAACAACUGUCUUUGGGUCAGUUAUUGAUGCAUUUGAAAACUGAUUGUCAGUUUGAAGAACUCUCAUGUCCUCGUGCUGAUUGCAAAGAAAAAAUACUGAGAAAAGAUUUGCCAGACCAUGUAGAGAAGACCUGUAAAUACCGGGAGACAACCUGCAAAUACUGUAAAAGCCAAGUCCCAAUGAUUAUGUUGCAGAAACAUGAAGAUACAGACUGCCCGUGUGUCAUGGUUUCAUGUCCUCAUAAAUGUAGUGUUAAAACACUCAUGAGGAGCGAGUUGAAUGCACAUUUGUCAGAAUGUAUUAAUGCCCCAAGUACCUGUAGUUUUAAGCGUUAUGGCUGCACUUUUCAGGGAACAAACCAACAAAUUAAAGCACAUGAAGCCAGCUCAGCAGUGCAGCAUGUUAACUUAUUGAAAGAGUGGAGCAAUGCUCUAGAAAAUAAGGUGGCCUUGCUCCAGAAUGAAAGUUUGGAAAAGAACAAGAGUAUACAAACUUUACAUAAUCAGAUUUGUAGCUUUGAAAUAGAAAUUGAAAGACAGAAGGAAAUGCUGCGGAAUAAUGAAUCUAAAAUACUUCAUUUACAGCGAGUGAUAGACAGUCAAGCAGAGAAACUGAAAGAGCUGGACAAAGAAAUCCGUCCCUUCCGACAGAACUGGGAAGAAGCUGACAGCAUGAAGAGCAGUGUAGAAUCCCUCCAGAACAGAGUGACUGAGUUGGAAAGUGUUGACAAAACUGCAGGGCAAGGAGCUCGAAAUACAAGCCUGCUAGAGACACAGCUGAGCAGACAUGACCAGAUGCUGAGUGUUCAUGAUAUUCGGCUGGCUGACAUGGACCUCCGAUUCCAAGUUCUAGAAACUGCCAGUUACAAUGGAGUAUUAAUUUGGAAAAUUCGCGAUUAUAAACGUCGGAAGCAAGAGGCAGUCAUGGGGAAGACUCUGUCCCUGUACAGCCAACCCUUUUAUACUGGAUACUUUGGCUAUAAGAUGUGUGCCAGAGUGUACCUCAACGGAGAUGGGAUGGGAAAGGGGACGCACUUGUCGCUGUUCUUUGUCAUAAUGCGUGGAGAGUACGACGCGUUGCUUCCCUGGCCCUUUAAACAGAAGGUGACUCUCAUGCUAAUGGAUCAGGGACCUUCCCGGCGCCACUUAGGAGAUGCUUUCAAGCCUGAUCCAAACAGCAGCAGUUUCAAGAAGCCAACUGGAGAAAUGAACAUUGCAUCUGGCUGCCCGGUCUUCGUGGCUCAAACUGUUCUAGAGAAUGGAACGUAUAUUAAAGAUGAUACUAUUUUUAUUAAAGUCAUAGUGGAUACAUCGGAUCUACCAGACCCCUGACAUACAGCGGGGGAGGCGGAUUAAACAGCAGUCGACUCCGUUUGGGGGUUUUAUAUCAGUUUGUCUUCAAUCAGAGGUCCUAAAGCUCACAGAACCACCUUGUGGAACAGAUGGAAGAGUUUGAAGGCAUAACUGCAUAGGGUCCAAUUGCGAAAGUAGCAACACAUUAAGAAAUCAUACCAUGGUAUAUUUUUUAAUAGAACUAGCAACACUUAAGCUCUGAAGAGUCACUUAUCCCUCAUGAGGAUAAUGAUUAUGGUCAGAGAGGAUUUUUUUUUUUAACUUAUUAACGAUCUAGUCAAUUGGAGGUGAAAAGACAUAUACAGUAUGUGCUGAAUAAAUUACUGACUUUUAUUUCUUUAAGCUAGAAUACAAAAAAAAACCACCAACCUUCACACGUGGGCUAGCUGGAAAUUGUCAGCAUGUUAAAAGAAGAAAUGAUGAAGUAAUGUUGCAAUUAUGAUAUUAUUUGAAAAACUGAGGUGCAAUCUUGUCUGAAAUAUAGUAUAUUGUCUUUUUAA
Molecule: messenger RNA, 2249 nt
Organism: Merops nubicus (carmine bee-eater)
Lineage: Eukaryota; Metazoa; Chordata; Aves; Coraciiformes; Meropidae
Gene: TRAF3
Product: TNF receptor-associated factor 3
Exons: 10
Coding region: 25-1728 (567 amino acids)
Biological process (GO): regulation of canonical NF-kappaB signal transduction; regulation of apoptotic process; Toll signaling pathway
Cellular component (GO): plasma membrane signaling receptor complex
Molecular function (GO): tumor necrosis factor receptor binding; zinc ion binding
Source: RefSeq, a predicted model, not a curated record